ACUUGUAAUUUUUCAUUGCAGCAAAGAAGAAAGUUGUGAUUCUUGAAAGCGAGAUGAAGGCAACAAUUACUGUUUUAGUGGUGCUGAUUGCGAUGAUGGCCGUUCACGAAACACACGGUUGGUUGACAAAAGUCGUACAUGGCGCAGCCAAACUUGUUAAUUGGUGGUUUGGAGACAACAUCCGUUUACUGAGAAAAAUGAGCGAUAUGGAGUUCGACAGCUUCUUGGAGGAGGCGCAAGAAAAACUAGAAAGAGAUUUCGGCAAAAUGAAAACUGAUCGGUUCUUGGAUAUGCUUGUUGAAGCACGAUAUUUGAGUGACGAGGAAUUCAAUUCCAUGACUAAUGAUGACUACAUAAAGGUUUCCAGGGAUGAUGGAAAGAUUGAAAAAGCAAUGGCACGUGCGCUGCACGGCCUUCUUAAAUCCAAAGAAUAAAAUGUGCUGAAUAGAUUUGAAGACGAUACCUCGUGUUUUUUAAUUUGUUGAAAGAGCUACUUCAAAAA
Styela clava is the source of this 502-nucleotide messenger RNA. The record is from RefSeq and is a predicted model, not a curated record. Lineage: Eukaryota; Metazoa; Chordata; Ascidiacea; Stolidobranchia; Styelidae.